This is a messenger RNA of Venustampulla echinocandica, 729 nucleotides long. Its product is annotated as putative Altered inheritance of mitochondria protein 31, mitochondrial. Lineage: Eukaryota; Fungi; Ascomycota; Leotiomycetes; Helotiales; Pleuroascaceae. The transcript has 3 exons. Gene Ontology annotation, cellular component: mitochondrion. Bases 1 to 729 code for a protein of 242 amino acids. The record is from RefSeq and is a predicted model, not a curated record. Gene Ontology annotation, biological process: mitochondrial respirasome assembly.
AUGUCGAAUGCGCCUCUCCCGUCAUCUUUCGAUGGCAAUGCGGACCCGGCUAAUCCGGAUCGUAUCACCAGUGACUUCUACGAAGAAAACCGGUGGCAGAAGCUCAGUCGACGCCUUAAAGAGGAGCCUCUGGUCCCCCUCGGAUGUCUCCUAACAUGCGCGGCCCUCCUGGGCGCUUCUCGCUCCAUCCGCUCCGGCGACCACAACAAGACAAACCGCAUGUUCCGCGCUCGUAUCCUGGCGCAAGGCUUCACACUUGUGGCCAUGGUCGCUGGCAGCGUAUACUGGGCGGAAGACCGGGAGAAGCGGAAGGAGUUUGAGGGCAUAUUGAGCGAAAAGAAGCAGAAGGAGAAGAAUGAGGCCUGGAUUAAGGAGCUGGAGGCUAGAGAUAGGGAAGAGAAGGAGAUUGCGGCGUUGAGGGAGAAGCGGAGGGCGAGGGCUAUGGAUGGGGCCCAUAUACCGGAGAAGGUUAAGACGAAAGUGCCCGAGGCUCAGACUACGGCCGAAGCCGCGAUGGAGAAUCCGGAGGAGAAAGGCAAGGGGAUUCUGGAUAAAGUUUAUGGGAUGGUGUCGGGUAGGCCUAAUAAGGAGCAGCCAAGCGGGAACGACAGUGGGAAUGGGGAACCGAAACCACCUCGAGGUGGAGCGAAAUCCAUGAUGGAGGACGAAGACCAGAGGCGGAGAGGUGUAUUUGAAAUGGUCCAGGAGCUUGUUGCCAGUCGGAGAUAA